Molecule: messenger RNA, 1598 nt
Organism: Marchantia polymorpha subsp. ruderalis
Lineage: Eukaryota; Viridiplantae; Streptophyta; Marchantiopsida; Marchantiales; Marchantiaceae
Source: the annotation of a GenBank genome assembly
CGGACAGUACUGCUGGUACUCUCGGAGUCGAGGAAGCAACAUUUACGAAUGUAACACCGUAGAGCAGUGGCGAGGACGAGAACGUCGACAGGAAUUCAAACCAGUGGAGACUGGUGGCGAAAAUUGGUGGGUGCUUUGCGGCCCGGGGUUCAGUCUGGCUGUCAUCUGAAGCUGCUUUUUUGAAGCCAACUUGUAUAUACGCUGAAGGACAUGUGAAAGAGAGUUCAGUUACGUGGACGAUAUUUUAGUAUUUUUGCGAAGAGAGAGGACAAUGGCGGGAAUGGGUGAUGGGUACGUUGGGACAGCACAAGAUGCUGCGAGAAUCCGGCGUCUGCAGAAACAGCGUGAUGAGGAACGCCAGAAAAUUCUCGAUUUGAAGAAGAAAUUUAGUGAAGGCCAACCAGGCUUACUCCAAUUUGGACAAGGCACUUCAGAGCUCCUGGAGAGUGCCUUCAAGAAAGAAACUGUCGGAUUAGUGACAAGGGAGCAGUUUGUGGAAAAGAGAGUGAAUCUUCGAAGUAAGAUUGAAGAGGAGGAGAAGGAGAAACUUCAAAAGCUUGCGCAAGAAGAAGAAGAACGCCAUGUACAGAAACGGAAAAAGAGGAGAGCCAAAGGACCUUCACGGUUAUCUUUUGCUGAGGAGUUUGAGGGCGAUACCGAUGAGGAUGAAAGUAUAGAGAAAGAGGAGGUCAGAAAAGCAAAGCUUGGCAAGUUUGGGAAGGACCCCACGGUGGAGACUGGUUUCUUGCCAGACAGAGAGCGUGAGGCGGAGGAGCAGGCUGAGCGAGAACGCUUGCGUAAAAAGUGGUUGAAAGAACAAGAACGGAUACGAAAUGAACCUUUGGAAAUCACUUACAGUUACUGGGAUGGAGCUGGUCAUCGUCGAGUCAUCCAGGUUCGAAAGGGAGAUUCAAUUGCAGAGUUUUUAAGGGCAGUUCAGCAACAAUUGGCCUCCGAGUUUAGGGAAAUACGAACUGCCUCAGUCGAGAAUCUCCUCUACGUAAAAGAGGACUUGAUAAUACCUCAUCAACAUAGUUUUUACGAGUUGAUUACGAACAAGGCGCGUGGGAAGAGCGGUCCGCUAUUCCAUUUUGAUGUUCAUGAAGACAUCAGAACGAUAGCAGAUGCCACAAUCGAGAAAGAUGAGUCACAUGCGGGAAAGGUAGUGGAGCGGCACUGGUAUGAGAAGAAUAAACACAUAUUCCCUGCUUCCAGAUGGGAGAUUUAUGACCCAACCAAAAAAUGGGAGCGCUACACCAUUCACGGCGAUUAAUAUUUGACGGUGUAGUUUUUAGAAUCUUACGGACUUUGUAAGAAGUGCAGUUUCACUUGAGCAAGUUGUAUACAUGCGAAGUCGUUACUUAGGGAAAAUUGAGAAUCUAGUCUUUCAAGGAAUCGUCAAGUUGGAUUGUCAUAUAUCUCCAAAACAGAAGUGUAAAAGCUGGACAGUUACAGACAACUUUCAAAAAGUAGGAAUUUGUGUCGAGAAUACCUGUUCCCUCAAGAUUAAGUUAUUGACACUCACUGUUGUUGUAAAACGGUGGAUGUUCAAAUUAUUUAUUUCAAAAUGUUUGGAAAAAAGCAGUUGGUUUUUCCCG